Molecule: messenger RNA, 876 nt
Organism: Notodromas monacha
Lineage: Eukaryota; Metazoa; Arthropoda; Ostracoda; Podocopida; Cyprididae
Source: the annotation of a GenBank genome assembly
GGAAAUUUACAUCAUCCCGAUGACGAGCGCGUUUCGAGCCGCAGACGCAGUGUUUCUUUCGGCGUGGAUUAUCCGUCUGGUAACCAUGAUUAUAUUUAAUCUCCUUAUCGAAUUUGUACUAUGGUAAUUAGGACAACAACGUUUUCGCGCCAGGCGAUCCUCUCAUAAUCAACAAAAAAAAAAACAUUCGGCGUACUUCGCAAGGUUUUUCUGCAUUCGGAAAGUGUCCGGUUCAAGAUGGGUAAGCUCGACUGUCUCGUGUGGCUUGGCCUGAAGCAAGGCCCCCCAGGGAGUACAAUCGACGGUGUUGUCACGUGGCGAAUGCUGAUAGCCGAGUAUCUCGGCACGCUCUUGCUCGUUUUCUUUGGCACCAUGCUCGCCGUGGCUCCAGGAAACGUGGACCCGAUCUCUGGACCUUUCGCUGGGGGACUAGCGCUUGCCUGCAUCGUUCAGGCAUUGGCGCACGUGAGUGGUGCGAUGGUUAAUCCGGCAAUGUCACUGGGCUUCUUCACCUGUAGGCGGAUUUCCUUCAUCAAGUUGUGCUUGUUUUCGCUGGCCCAAUGCGCAGGAGCCAUCUCCGGAUCCGCGCUUCUGAAGGCAGUAACCCCGAGCACGAACCACGCGUUGCAUGCAAUGGGAUCGACCACUCUGGCCCCCGGAGUGACGAUUUUCCAUGGGAUCUGCAUUGAGAUCAUGAUCACAUUCCUGCUCGUCUUCCUCACUGUGUCUGCCACUGAUGGUCGACGAGUGGACGUUACCGGCUCCAUCCCGCUCAUCAUCGGCCUGGCCAUCGUUGCCUGCUCAUUCGCUGCCCUCAAAGAACCACCCGCCAAAGUCAAGUGGAGGGGAAGAGAAGCCCGCAGAAUUCGAUCAUGA